UUGGCCCACAAAGCCAGUCCUUGCUGGCCCUGCUGCCAUAGCAACCAGGAAAUACUCACCGCCGUCAAAGUAGUAGUAGUGUCCGUGAGAGAGGGGGGCAGAGAACAGAGCAGAGCGUGGGGAGCUGGAGUCUAGACGGACCCCAAGAGCAGAAGGGAUCGAUUUCCACAUUCGGCUGUGCUGAACCUAACCCUCCUGUAGCUCAGAGAUGGCAUCCAGCACUGCAGUUCCAUCUCACCUGCCUCCAGUCAAGAACGUAGUGGUGUUCAGGAAUGGAGACCCCUUCUACAGCGGACGUAGGUUUGUGGUCAACCAACGUCAGGUGGCCACAAUGGAGGCCUUCCUGAACGAGGUGACCCAGAGCAUCGGGGCUCCGCUUGCUGUCAGGAAUCUUUACACCCCAAAGCAGGGCCACAGGGUCACAGACCUGCAGGACCUCAAACCAGGAGCCCAGUAUGUCGCAGCCGGCUUUGAGAGGUUCAAGAAACUGGAUUAUUUGCAUGCAGGGUUAAAAAAGCAAGCUGGAAGUCGUCAUGAUCCACAGGCGAAAGUCAUCCAGAGGCCAAACGUUUCAGCCAAAUGGAGGAAGUUUAUUCCUGUUCCCUGCAUUAUACAUGUGUUCCGUAAUGGAGAUCUUCUGUGCCCACCUUUCCGGUUCAUCAUUCCCCGGAGCAUGCAGCAGGACUUGGAUCAGAUCCUGAGUCUGGUUACAGAGAAGGUCAGCUUACGGACUGGAGCCGUGCGCAGACUGUGCUCACUAGAGGGGGCUUCCAUCUCCUCAGCCGAGGAGCUGCAGACAGGCCGCUCCUAUGUUGCUGUGGGAACUGAAAGGUUCAAGAAACUUCCAUAUGUGGAGCUGCUGGUUUCCAAAACUAAACAAAGAAAUUAUCCUGAAAAGAGGAGGCUGCUGAGGAGAACUGAGAACAGGAAAGCAGGAAGUGGGCCUGAGGACCGCCACAGUGACUCCGCCCUACUUAACUCCCCAGAGUCAGAUGGUCGGAGGGUGAAGUCGACCGGAGAUGAAGCUUCAGCUCCUCAGUCCUCGCAGCAGCUGAGCAGGAGAAAAGGAGCAGAUGAAGCUUCUGCAUUCUUCGCCAGACCCGUCAAAGUUCGCAAGAACAGAAAUCAAACCCGACCGCCGCGCACCAAUGGAUCUGUUAAGCCAGGUGUGUUUGAAGGAGAAGAAAGGACAAACAGGGAGGAGGUCCGGGAUGCAGAGGAAGUGCAGGAGGAUGAGAAUACGGCAACAGAGCUUCCUGUUGAUCAGAGAAUUGCAGAAAUAGUUGAAGAUGAAGACUUAAAGACCUCAGAGGACCCUGUGCACAGCAUUCAGCAGAGACGUGCAGAAAAGAGUGAACUGCAUAACAGCAGCAACCAUCAAAAGGAACCCAGUGGAAAGCAGGUAGAGCAUGUGACUGGGUGUUUAUAUUAGCAACUGCCUCCUAUUUAACUGGGUCAGUGUGUUUUUUUAUUUAUUUUUAUUUAUUUCUGUAUGAAAGGGGAAAGCAUGUGAACAGGAAGAGGAGUCAGCAGCUCAGACUCUGGUAUAAACACACCCACACAUUUAACCAGCUGCUGGAUAAUUACAGGCACAGAAAACUGAUCAUAGCGGUCUGUGUUUUCGAAAGGAGGCUGAGCUGAAGCCUGUGUCUUCAAAGUCAAGUUCAUCAUCAUCUCACUCAGAGGGAAAGGUCAAGGAAGAGCAGGCAGGUUUACAAACAUCUUCAAAAUGUUGCAAAUACUUUGCCCUUAUGAUUUUAUAUUUUUCCUGACAGAAGAGCCUGCAGGAUGCAUCACCAGCUCGAUCCGGACAGAACCGGCAGGUCACAGUAUGACGCGUCACCGAAGAUCUCUUCCACAGUCCAGCUAGAUGGUUGGAAGUUUAUCUUUUUAUCCAUAGGACAGACAUGUCAAAAAU
Molecule: messenger RNA, 1918 nt
Organism: Cyprinodon variegatus (sheepshead minnow)
Lineage: Eukaryota; Metazoa; Chordata; Actinopteri; Cyprinodontiformes; Cyprinodontidae
Gene: dcdc2b
Product: doublecortin domain-containing protein 2-like
Exons: 12
Coding region: 209-1432 (407 amino acids)
Biological process (GO): intracellular signal transduction
Cellular component (GO): microtubule organizing center; microtubule
Source: RefSeq, a predicted model, not a curated record